Molecule: messenger RNA, 20964 nt
Organism: Coregonus sp. 'balchen'
Lineage: Eukaryota; Metazoa; Chordata; Actinopteri; Salmoniformes; Salmonidae
Source: the annotation of a GenBank genome assembly
UGAAGAAAGAUAUUUUGGGGAGGAGUAAAAAAUAGCCUGGCACUCUACGCUGGUUUACAUGUCAGAGAACUUGAGCUGUAGGGAGUGACAGACAGAGGUAGUGAACUUUACAUAGAGCCUGAUCCAUGUCUGUAGUCCAUGCGCUCCCUGUGUGGCAUGCUUCCCUGUGACUUCCUGUAGGAGAGGAAUCUAGGGAAGUUAUCCGUCCGGUCCGCGUGAGGUGCACAGGACCUUUGAGUGACUCCAUAUAUAACAAAGUUGAAACUUGAAUACCAUACAUUCGUCUUUGUCUUCCUGACAGGUAGGUGUUGCGUUUUGAGGAGUCUGCAUAUACUUGUAGACAUAAUAUGCAUUCUAUCUAUCUAUAAAUCCAUCUAUUGAUUUGAAUUGUCGACUUCGGGGCCCACUUGAUAUUAUAUGUGUAUGAGUUGUAAUGUUAGCUCGUAGUUGUAAUAACUGCUUAAAAAGUUGUAAUAACUGCUGAAAAAGUUGUAAUAACUGCUUAAAAAGUUGUAAUAACUGUUUAAAAAGUUGUAAUAACUGCUGAAAAAGUUGUAAUAACUGCUGAAAAAUUGUAAUAACUGUUUACAAUGUCAGCUUUUAUAAUGGUAGUACUUAAAGUGUUAGUGUUACAUGGCAGCCUCUAUCAAAGGGACGUGGUGGGGCAUUAUGAGGACCUUCCCACUGUUUAGUGCAACUCAACUGUAUUCUGAAUUGGCCAUAAUAGAGGUCAGAUUGGUAUGUUAAUGUGCUGUCAGAUGGAGCAUGGCAUUUCUCUUGGACGAAAAGGGACGCACUUUAAUGGGCAACAAUGCACAGUGAGAUGGUAGUCAGUGUUAAUUAAAAACACAGUGAGAUGGUAGUCAGUGUUCAUUAAAGACACAGUGAGAUGGUAGUCAGUGUUCAUUAAAAACACAGUGAGAUGGUAGUCAGUGUUAAUUAAAAACACAGUGAGAUGGUAGUCAGUGUUAAUUAAAAACACAGAUGCUAAAUGUGCUGGUUGAAAAUAAGAAGAUUUAACUUCAAUCACAUGCUGAAACUAUUCAUUAGAGAGCAGCGGGUACAAACAGUUCUUUACUCCAACUCAUAGACCUAGACUACAUCAAAUGAAAAACCUGGAUAUAAAUAUGUUUGUUGAAAGAUUUUGUUGGGAGGCUCCCCAACAAUCAAAGUAAUACAAAGAGACAGUGUUGUAUUAAAACUCAGCGAGGCUAUACGUUUGAACUUCCACAUUUUCUCUUUAUAGAUGUACGGUACAGCAAUUAGUAACCAGAGCCAAAGUAAUGGCCCUAUUAUAUCAUAUGAGUACAUUCAGGCCCCCUGUUCAGCCGUUUGAGUCUUUAGGUUUGUGUCCCAAAUGGCACACUAUUCCCUUUAUAGUGCACUACCUUUGAUGGGCCUUGGUCAAAAGUAGUGCACUAUAAAGGGAAUAGGGUGCCAUUUCUGACCCCAGUAUAGGUCUGCAUGCACCGUACCCCCGGACAAAGGGUUAUAAUGAGGUUACAAUGAGGAUCUGCGAUAGUGACAGCAAAGUGUUGGCCAAUACUUUCAUCUUCUGACACACAUAUGUCAUGGUUAAUCAAUGGUUUGCUCUUAACGGCUUUCAGCUGUCAAAAUCUGGCCUUGGUUUUUAUUUCCCAGGUUAUGUAAUUGCAGCUUGAGGCGUUUUUAUAGGAUUCAUGAGGGGACUUUUUAGAAAGGGCUGCUCAAACUCAGAGGAAGCCCCGUGCCAAAACAAACUGGCAUGCUGAAAGACUUCAGGCUUCACAAUGGAUUUUCCUCCUGAAUGCAAAAACGAGCCCCUAUCCAAAUAUAUACAGCAAGAACAUCAAUAGUAACCAUGGUGUGAACUCAACUGUCUCUUGUAGCUUUAAUACUAUAAUAAAGAAAAAGCAUUUCUUCAGCUUUUGUCUGUGUUCUGUGUCGAACCAUAUACUGUGUGCCGCACUAUACACACACACACACACACACACACACACACACACACUAAACCAUUCCCCCCCCCCCCCCCCCCCCCCCCCCCCCCCCCCCCAGUCCUUGUUGGCAGGAUGAUGGGUCAUGUGUUGUCGUUCGGCCGCUCCCUGGUGAGGAGGAAGGUAGUGGACCUCAACAGUCUGGAGGACUCCAAGCUGUGCCGUUGCCUGGGUACUGUGGACCUCAUUGCCCUGGGCGUAGGCAGCACCCUGGGGGCUGGGGUCUAUGUCCUGGCUGGAGAGGUGGCCAAGGGAAACUCAGGCCCCAGCAUCGUGGUCUCCUUCCUCAUCGCUGCCCUGGCCUCUGUCAUGGCUGGCCUCUGCUACGCUGAGUUUGGAGCCCGUGUGCCCAAGACUGGCUCUGCCUACCUCUACAGCUAUGUAACUGUUGGAGAGCUGUGGGCCUUCAUCACUGGCUGGAACCUCAUCCUCUCCUAUGUGAUAGGUGAGUUUGUUAUAGUGGUCUAAAUAUACUAUACUGCCCACAUGAACUUUUCUUUUGAAGUAACAGAUACUAUGCUGAGUUUGACAAUGCUAAUGAAACAUAAAGGUAGAACAAUUCUACUCAAUAUUCCCCUUUCACAGGCACCUCCAGUGUGGCCAGGGCUUGGAGUGGGACGUUUGAUGAGCUGAUUGGAGGACACAUUGAGACGUUCUGCAAGACCUACUUCAGCAUGAACUCUCCAGGCCUGGCUCAGUACCCAGACUUCUUUGCAGUCUGUCUCAUUCUACUUCUGUCAGGUAAAGUACUGUAGCAACUGUGGCUAACUGAGCUCCUGUUUAGAAUUCUACUUCUGUCAGGUAAAGUACUGUAGCAACUGUGGCUAACUGAGCUCCUGUUUAGAACUCUACUUCUUUCCGGUAAAGUACUGUAGCAACUGUGGCUAACUGAGCUCCUGUUUAGAACUCUACUUCUGUCAGGUAAAGUACUGUAGCAACUGUGGCUAACUGAGCUCCUGUUUAGAACUCUACUUCUUUCAGGUAAAGUACUGUAGCAACCGAGGCUAACUGAGCUCCUGUUUAGAACUCUACUUCUGUCAGGUAAAGUACUGUAGCAACUGUGGCUAACGGAGCUCCUGUUUAGAACUCUACUUCUGCAUCCCAAAUGGCAGCCUAUUCUCUUUGUAAUGCACUAAUUUAGGGCCAUAGGGCCCUGAUCAAAAGUAGUGCACUAUAUAGGGAUUAGGGUGUCAUUUGGUACGUAAACUACAUCUCAUCCCCUGACUGUCUGAAGUUUAUAUCAACAGAAAUUGGAAUGGGUAUCUUUUCCAUAUCAAUGGGCACUCGUCUUAGCAGCAAUAUUUUGUUCCACAUCUUCAAUGUAAUAAGGAAUGGCAAAACGUUGUUUUAUGAGUGGUAGUACUAACAUGGUGGAGAGGCCCUCUUUCCCUGAACGUCUACCUUGUGUCAGAGCUACCCAGGCAGAGGUGCUCCUCUCUGUUCAGGACAACUGACAAGCCCUCUGUAGCUACCGUUACACAUUACACACUACACAGGAGCUUGACAUGGCUAGAGAGUUCACCACUUUCAGAGGGACACGGUGUGUCGAUGUCAACAAGACUUUUCUGUGAAACAAUCAGAAACUGUUAAAUGUCAUCAUGUGUUUUCACUGCUGCUGAGCCAAAAACUCUCAAAUGCAGUGAUUGGAUUACUCCAAUGUUCCGGAGGCAAACCUCCAUAGCGAUGCAAUGUUUGCUGUUCUAAAGGUCUUAGAUACUGGGAGUAGCGGUGUUAGUUACCUAGAGUUAGAAUAUGAUAAUAAUAGACCUUUCUGUUUGGAUCACCUGCCAAAAUGACCAGAAAUGUUUCAAAACACCAGAGACUUAAUUAAAGUAUGUGUUAUGUAAUGUAUGUGUUAUGUAACACUAAAUACAUAAUCUCAGAUCAUAGUUGCAGGUAUUAAACAAGAUGUAAGAUACAUAUUUCACCUUUACUCAAUGCAUGUGCUGGAGGUGUGUAACAUUCUUCACAUAUCAUGGACACUCUAAUGUCUCAAGCCCAGGGUUGGGUAGGUUACUUUCUAAAUGCAAUCUGUUACAGUUACAUGUCUAAAAUUGUAAUCAGUAACUUAAUUUUUGGAUUACCCAAACUCAGUAACGUAAUCUGAUUACUUUCAGUUACUUUUGUAUGACUUUCCCCUUAAGAGGCAUUAGAAGAAGACAAAACGGAUCCAUCAAACACAUUUGGUGUAUCAUCAUAGUGGUCUCUGAAUUGUAGUCAAACUUAAACUUAAACUUGUUAUUGUAUUUUUUUUCGCAAACAUCCUUUCCGAAUUUAAAAGUAAUCAAAGAAGUAAUCAUCUAGUUUUUCAAAAGUAUGUGUGAUCAGAUUACAAUAUUUUAGCUGGUAACGUAACGGAUUACAGUAACAGUUUUUUUGGUAAUCAGAUUACAUGUCAUCAUUUACUCCCCCAACCCUGCACAUGACACUGUGUAUGUGUUCAGUAAGUUGAGUCGCUGAUGUGGAGGAUGUUGGACUCUAUAUUCUAUAUUCUUCUUCUUUAUUUUCUCCCUCAGGCCUCCUGUCGUUUGGGGUGAAGGAGUCAGCCUGGGUGAACAAGGUCUUCACUGCUGUCAACGUGCUGGUGCUCCUGUUUGUCAUCGUCUCUGGCUUCGUGAAGGGAGACCCACUCAACUGGAAAAUCUCUGAAGAAACUCUCAUCAAUGUCACCAUUGUCAAACGGUAAGGAUUGGAGGUGACCUGACUAUUGUGAGGACACUAAGUGUUUCACAAGAUUCCUGAUGGAUGUGGUUUGUGUGGUGCAGCGGUUAGUGCCGCGGACCCUGGCACAGAGUCAGCAUAGUUUCAUGGGUCCAACCCAUACUCUUAUGACUCAAAAUCUCCUCUUCACUGUCCUGUCUCAAUAAAUACAUGAUGUGUCUUCAGAAGGUAUUCACACCCCUUGACUUUUCCACAUUUUGUUGUGUUACAAAGUGGGAUUAAAAUGAAUUUAAUUGUAAUUUUUUGUCAACGAUCUACAAAGAAUACUCUGUAAUGUCAGAAUGGAAGACAAAACUCUAACAUUUGUAAUAAAUGUAAGAAAAAUAAAACACUAAUAUAUCUUGAUUACAUAAGUAUUCAACACCCUGAGUCAAAACAUGUUAGAAUCACCUUUGGCAGUUAUUACAGCUGUGAGUCUCUAGAUCUUUCCACACCUGGAUUGUGCAACAUUUGCCCAUUAUUAUUUUCCAAAAUUCUUCAAGCUCUGUCAAAUUUGUUGUUGAUCAUUGCUAGACAACCAUUUUCAGGUUUUGCCAUAGAUUUUCAAACAGAUUUAAGUCAAAACUGUAACUCGGCCAUUCAGGAACAUUCACUGUCUUCUUGGUAAGCAACUCCAAUGUAGAUUUGGCCUUGUGUUUUAGGUUAUUGUCCUGCUGAAAGGUGAAUUAAUCUCCCAGUGUCUGGUGGAAAGUAGACUUAAUCAGGUUUUCGUCUAGGAUUUUGCCUGUGCUUAGCUCCAUUUCAUUUCUUUUUUUAUCUUUAAAAACUCCCCAGUCCUUAACGAUUACCCAUAACAUGACGCAGCCACCACUAUGCUUGAAAAUAUGGAGUGGUACUCAGUAAUGUGAUGUUUUGGAUUUGCCCCAAACAUAACACUUCAUAUUCAGGACAAAAUGUUAAUUGCUUUGCCAUAUUUUUUCAGUCUUAAUUAUUUAUAUAUUUUUAUAUUUAACCCUUAUUUUACCAGGUAAGUUGACUGAGAAAACAUUCUCAUUUACAGCAACGACCUGGGGAAUAGUUACAGGGGAGAUAAUUGAGGCAAUUAGAAGCUGGGGAUGAUUAGGUGGCCAUGAUGGUAUGAGGGCCAGAUUGGGAAUUUAGCCAGGACAGGGUUAACAGCCCUACUCUUACAAUAAGUGCCAUGCGAUCUUUAGUGAUCAGAGUCAGGACACCUGUUUAACGUCCCAUCCGAAAGACGGCAUCUUACACAGGGUAAUGUCCCCAAUCACUGCCCUGGGGCAUUAUGAUAUUUGUUUUUAGACCGUCCCUCCAACACCACUUCCAGCAGCAUCUGGUCUACCAUCCAGGGACAGACCAGGACCAACCCUGCUUAGCUUCAGAGGCAAGCCAGCAGUGGGAUACAGGACUUUAGUGCCUUGUUGCAAACAGGAUGCAUGUUUUGGAAUAUUUGUAUUCUGUACAGGCUUCCUUCUUUUCACUCUGUCAAUUAAGUUAGUAUUGUGGAGUAACUACAAUGUUGUUGAAUCAUCCUCAGUUGUCUCCUAUCACAGCCAUUAAACUGCAACUGUUUUAAAGUCACUAUUGGCCUCAUGGUGAAAUCCCUGAGCGGUUUCCGUCCUCUCUGGCAACUGAGUUAGGAAGGACUCCUUUAUCUUUGUAGUGACUGGGUGUAUUGAUACACCAUCCUAAGUGUAAUUAAUAACUUCACCAUUCUCAAGGGGACAUUCAAUGUCUUAUUUUCUCAAAUGUUUACCCAUCUUCCAAUAGGUGCCCUUUCCCUGGUCUUUGUGGUUGAAUCUGUGUUUGAAAUUCACUGCUUGACUGAGGGACGGACCUUACAGAUAAUUGGAUGUGUGGGGUACAGAGAUGAGGUAGUCAUUCAAAAAUCACGUUAAACACUAUUAUCACACACAGAAUAUGCAACGUAUUAUGUGACUUAUUAAGCACAUUUUUACUCCUGAACUUAUUUAGGCUUGCCAUAACAAAGGGGUUCAAUACUUAUUGACAAGACAUUUCAGUUUUUCAUUUUGAAAUAAUCCAUUUUAAGUUCUGGCUGUAACACAACAAAAAUUUGGAAAAAGUCAAGAGGUGUGAAUACUUUCUGAAGGCACUGUAUGUUUAAAAAUAAAAAUAAAUUAUGCAUGAUAAUAAUCUAUACGCUCACAAUCAAUCACCAUAUGUCCCACUACUAAUAAUAUGAACACUGAAAUGAGGCAGUUACGUUUCCGUAUGCCCCUCUGUUUACGUACUGUAUGUAUUCCAGGAACCUGUCUGUGACUGCUAAUGUGACCAGUGAUUAUGGUGCAGGGGGGUUCAUGCCCUUUGGCUUCAGUGGGACCCUGGCUGGAGCUGCCACCUGCUUCUAUGCCUUUGUCGGAUUUGACUGCAUCGCAACAACAGGUGUGUCUUUUAAGACAAUACCCAUCAUCAAUGUAGAUCAUUCCCUCUCAAAACAUGCACUAUCAUGGAUCAACGAGGUACAUUGCUGCAGAGUCAAAUAAUCACAGAGGUCAACCUAAACCACUUGGGGAUCUGAAUCUGAAUUUGAUCUGUAUCUGUGUGUGUGUGUAUACACCAGGUGAGGAGGUAAGGAACCCUCAGAAGGCCAUUCCCAUCGGCAUUGUGGUGUCCCUGACGGUGUGCUUCCUGGCAUACUUCGGUGUGUCUGCUGCCCUCACCCUCAUGAUGCCCUACUACCUACUGGAUGAAAAGAGCCCCUUGCCCAUGGCCUUUGAGUACGUGGGCUGGGGCCCGGCUAAAUAUCUGGUGGCUGUGGGGUCACUGUGUGCCCUGUCAACCAGGUAAUGGACAUUUCCUAUACAUGCUUGAAUGUGAUGCUAUUCACAGGAUGCUUACCGUGUAGCUUUCCGUUAGGUCAAAUGUGAUGAGACUCAAUAAAGACAUAGUAAUAUAUAAAAUAACAGGUUUUUAAUUGUUUUAGAGUUCAAACAGAUCUAUAACAUUGAGCAUUAUUAUCAAGGCAACUAGCCUUUCCAGCCCAAAAUAAUGUGAAAUCUACAAUGACUGUCUAUGUGUUGGAUUGAUUCUCAUUGUUAAUUGUCCUACCUGCCAAGCUGCAGUCCUAUUGUUUUGAGAGAACUGCCUGUCUUGAUGUGCUAUAUCUCUGGGUUGAUGAUAGGCCGUUUGACUUGGCACUGUUUCAAUACAACAGUCUAAGCAUGUUCUGUUUCUGGCUUUCUUAUCCUUUGGUUCACUGAGUUCCUUCCUUGGUCCUGGGCUUCCCACUAUAGAGCCUCAUACUGUAACUCACAUAUCACAUCAAUCUCUGACAACUCUACUUAAAUCAUUAUUGCGCAAUACAUUGCAUUCGGAAAGUGUUCAGACCACUUCCCUUUUUCCACAUUUUGUUACGUUACAGCCUUAUUCUAAAAUUGAUUAAAUAUCUAUUUUUUCCUCAUCAAUCUACACACAAUACCCCAUAAUGACAAAGUGAAAACAGGUUUUUUGAAUCUUACACAUUUACAUAAGUAUUCAAACCCUUUGCUACGAGACUCGAAAUUGAGCUCAGGUGCAUCCUGUUUCCAUUGAUCAUCCUUGAGAUGUUUCUACAACUUUGAUUGGAGUCCACCUGUGAUAAAUUCAAUUGAUUGGAUAUGGAAUUUGGAAAGGCACACACCUGUCUAUAUAAGGUCCCACAGUUGACAGUGCAUGUCAGAGCAAAAACCAAGCCAUGAGGUCGAAGGAAUUGUCCGUAGAGCUCCGAGACAGGAUUGUGUCGAGGCACAGAUCUGGGGAAGGGUACCAAACAAUUUCUGCAGCAUUGAAGGUCCCCAAGAACACAGUGGCCUCCAUCAUUCUUAAAUGGUAGAAGUUUUGAACCACCAAGACUCAUCCUAGAGCUGGCCGCCCAGCCAAACUGAACAAUCGGGGAUGAAGGGCCUUGGUCAGGGAGGUGACCAAGAACCCGAUGGUCACUCUGACAGAGUUUUUUAUUUUUAUUUGUAAUACAUUUGCUAACAUUUCUAAAAACCUGUUUUUGCUUUGUCAUCUUUUAUAUAUUUUUCCUUUAUUUAACUAGGCAAGUCAGUUAAGAACAAAUUCUUAUUUACAAUGACGGCCUACACCGGCCAAACCCGGACGACGCUGGGCCAAUUGUGCGCCUCCCUAUUGGACUCCCAAUCACGGCCGGUUGUGAUACAGCCUGGAAUCGAACCAGGGUGUCUGUAGUGACGCCUCAAGCACUGAGAUGCAGUGCCUUAGACCGCUGCGCCACUUGGGAGUCAUUAUGGGGUAUUGUGUGUAGAUUGAUGGGGGAAAAAACUAUUUCAUCCAUUUUAGAAUAUGGCUGUAACGUAACAAAAUGUGGAAAAAGUCAAGGGGUCCGAAUACUUUACGAAUACACUGUAUAUACCUUAUUAAGUCAAGGUGGAUCAUAAAGCAGGUGUCCCCAACUAGAUUCCCCUGUGGGCCGAUUUUUUUCUUCAGCGGAUGGUCGGGGGCCAGAAAUAGUUAUAAAUAAUUUGUACACAAAAAUUGACCACAAAUAUCCAAACAGAUAUAGUAUUUGACAAAAACGGAAUAAUUUCAAACCUUGAUUACAUUGGGAUACAAUCACAUAUGCCUCUCUAUUUAUGCGUGGGAAUAAUUGGGAACAGAUUUUCUAAAUAUGCAUUUUUUGCUGAUUUAAUAAUAAAUUAAAGAACCCGCCGGCUGCCUAUUGGGGAAUCCUGAUAUACUGUACAUAUUGGUAUUAAGCCCAUUAAUACAUCAAUAACUCUCCUCUCCUCUGGGUCUUCUGGGUCCUCUGGGUCUUCUGGGUCCUCUGGGUCUUCUGGGUCCUCUGGGUCUUCUGGGUCCUCUGGGUCUUCCCUCAGGCCUUUUAAAGUCUGCAAAAUAACACCUGAGCAAUGUCCUAUUUGCAAUAACCUUCAGAGAGGUUCAGGAAAGGUGAUAUAGUGGAGAUGCUGUCAGCGACCGUUGGACGAAUGGGGCCAUAAGACAAGAAAGACACUCUCUGUUAUUAUGCUCUUUAGCUUUGCUGAAGUGACUUUCGUGUGUGUAUUGUGGGUGUGUGUGUGUAUUGUGUAAGUGUUGGUGUGUGUUGGGGGCUCCUGACUAACGUGUUGGUCCUUGUGCAUGUCUCUGCUGUUCCAUGCAGUCUGCUGGGUUCCAUUUUCCCUAUGCCACGUGUAAUCUAUGCUAUGGCAGAGGAUGGGGUGCUUUUCAAAGCCUUAGCCCGAAUCAAUCCUAAGACGAAGACCCCGCUUAUUGCCACAAUGAGCUCCGGUGUAGUUGCAGGUGAGAGCUGGGGAAAGUGCUUUGACAUCACUGCUGCUGAAACUGUAUCCACCAAUCAACUGUGAAAGGAAAUUAUGCAGAUAAAAUCUCCCAAAAAGAGAGUAACAAGUCCGGUGACUGUGGAAAUUCACCAAAAUGUCCCCCCAACCCAUGUUUUGAUUAAUUAUGAUUGGUCAAAACAUUUGUAGAAGCUUCAGUCCUAUUUGGUCAGAGUUUUGCGGGCUUGGUACAGACGUACACUUUAUUCUUUCACAGUUGUGCAGGUGUCCAUUCCUUUUCAGAGUGCCUUGUGUUUGAACCCUGACCCCUUUCUCUCCCUAGCCUGUUGGGCUCCAUGUUCCCUCUGCCCCGCAUUCUCUUUGCCAUGGCACGAGAUGGCUUACUGUUCAAAUUUCUUUCCCAAGUGAGUAAGCGCCAGUCGCCUGUGACUGCCACCAUGGCGGCGGGCACUACCGCGGGUAAGCUCCUGAGGAGGCCUGGUGUGGCAUCUCGUCUGGUGUGGUUACGUUGUGUCAUCGUUGGGUCAACAUUGUGCAUCUGAUUCUGCACUGGUGAUGACUGCAUGCCAAUGAUGUGCUGCUGGUGGUGGAAGCAUGAUGGAAAAAUCCCUUUCACAUCAAUCAAACUCUCUGGAUGGACAUGCCCCAUCCAUUCAGUUAGGCAUAGUAGUAGGCCUAAUUAUCAGUAGAGCAGGGGUACACAGCUCCAGUCCUCGAGGCUUUUGAAUCCCUCUGUUGUUCCUAACUGAUCAAUUAAUUUAUCAGAGAAGCCACACAGCUGGUUACCCAGCCAGGCCUAUCAAUCUCUGAUCAGAAGACAGACAAAAGCCAGCGUAAACUCCCUCAACCCUAGAGGACCAGAGUAGUGUUGUAGCCCUGCAGUCAGUAGACCUAUAGAGGACCAGAGUAGUGUUGUAGCCCUGCAGUCAGUAGACCUAUAGAGGACCAAAGUAGUGUUGUAGCCCUGCAGUCAGUAGACCUAUAGAGGACCAGAGUAGUGUUGUAGCCCUGCAGUCAGUAGACCUAUAGAGGACCAGAGUAGUGUUGUAGCCCUGCAGUCAGUAGACCUAUAGAGGACCAGAGUAGUGUUGUAGCCCUGCAGUCAGUAGACCUAUAGAGGACCAGAGUAGUGUUGUAGCCCUGCAGUCAGUAUACCUAUAGAGGACCAGAGUAGUGUUGUAGCCCUGCAGUCAGCAGACCUAUAGAGGACCAGAGUAGUGUUGUAGCCCUGCAGUCAGCAGACCUAUAGAGGACCAGAGUAGUGUUGUAGCCCUGCAGUCAGCAGACCUAUAGAGGACCAGAGUAGUGUUGUAGCCCUGCAGUCAGUAUACCUAUAGAGGACCAGAGUAGUGUUGUAGCCCUGCAGUCAGUAGACCUAUAGAGGACCAGAGUAGUGUUGUAGCCCUGCAGUCAGCAGACCUAUAGAGGACCAGAGUAGUGUUGUAGCCCUGCAGUCAGCAGACCUAUAGAGGACCAGAGUAGUGUUGUAGCCCUGCAGUCAGUAGACCUAUAGAGGACCAGAGUAGUGUUGUAGCCCUGCAGUCAGUAGACCUAUAGAGGACCAGAGUAGUGCUGUAGCCCUGCAGUCAGUAGACCUAUAGAGGACCAGAGUAGUGUUGUAGCCCUGCAGUCAGUAGACCUAUAGAGGACCAGAGUAGUGUUGUAGCCCUGCAGUCAGUAUACCUAUAGAGGACCAGAGUAGUGUUGUAGCCCUGCAGUCAGUAGACCUAUAGAGGACCAGAGUAGUGUUGUAGCCCUGCAGUCAGUAGACCUAUAGAGGACCAGAGUAGUGUUGUAGCCCUGCAGUCAGUAGACCUAUAGAGGACCAGAGUAGUGUUGUAGCCCUGCAGUCAGUAGACCUAUAGAGGACAAGAGUAGUGUUGUAGCCCUGCAGUCAGCAGACCUAUAGAGGACCAGAGUAGUGUUGUAGCCCUGCAGUCAGUAGACCUAUAGAGGACCAGAGUAGUGUUGUAGCCCUGCAGUCAGUAGACCUAUAGAGGACCAGAGUAGUGUUGUAGCCCUGCAGUCAGCAGACCUAUAGAGGACCAGAGUAGUGUUGUAGCCCUGCAGUCAGCAGACCUAUAGAGGACCAGAGUAGUGUUGUAGCCCUGCAGUCAGUAGACCUAUAGAGGACCAGAGUAGUGCUGUAGCCCUGCAGUCAGCAGACCUAUAGAGGACCAGAGUAGUGUUGUAGCCCUGCAGUCAGUAGACCUAUAGAGGACCAGAGUAGUGUUGUAGCCCUGCAGUCAGUAGACCUAUAGAGGACCAGAGUAGUGUUGUAGCCCUGCAGUCAGCAGACCUAUAGAGGACCAGAGUAGUGUUGUAGCCCUGCAGUCAGUAGACCUAUAGAGGACCAGAGUAGUGUUGUAGCCCUGCAGUCAGUAGACCUAUAGAGGACCAGAGUAGUGUUGUAGCCCUGCAGUCAGUAUACCUAUAGAGGACCAGAGUAGUGUUGUAGCCCUGCAGUCAGUAUACCUAUAGAGGACCAGAGUAGUGUUGUAGCCCUGCAGUCAGUAUACCUAUAGAGGACCAGAGUAGUGUUGUAGCCCUGCAGUCAGUAUACCUAUAGAGGACCAGAGUAGUGUUGUAGCCCUGCAGUCAGUAGACCUAUAGAGGACCAGAGUAGUGUUGUAGCCCUGCAGUCAGUAGACCUAUAGAGGACCAGAGUAGUGUUGUAGCCCUGCAGUCAGUAGACCUAUAGAGGACCAGAGUAGUGUUGUAGCCCUGCAGUCAGUAUACCUAUAGAGGACCAGAGUAGUGUUGUAGCCCUGCAGUCAGCAGACCUAUAGAGGACCAGAGUAGUGUUGUAGCCCUGCAGUCAGCAGACAUAUAGAGGACCAGAGUAGUGUUGUAGCCUUGCAGUCAGUAGACCUAUAGAGGACCAGAGUAGUGUUGUAGCCCUGCAGUCAGUAGACCUAUAGAGGACCAGAGUAGUGUUGUAGCCCUGCAGUCAGCAGACCUAUAGAGGACCAGAGUAGUGUUGUAGCCCUGCAGUCAGCAGACCUAUAGAGGACCAGAGUAGUGUUGUAGCCCUGCAGUCAGCAGACCUAUAGAGGACCAGAGUAGUGUUGUAGCCCUGCAGUCAGUAGACCCACUUAAUAGUUGAAAGCUCCUCCAGGUUCAGCAUAGUCCAUGGGUGUAUGUCUCUGCUCUGCUCACUGAGACUAGGGCUAUAAGGUUAUAAGGUUAUAAGACUAUAAGGUUAUAAGGUUAUAAGGUUAUAAGACUAUAAGGUUAUAAGGUUAUAAGGUUAUAAGACUAGGGUUAUAAGGUUAUAAGACUAUAAGGUUAUACGUUUAUAAGGUUAUAAGGUUAUAAGACUAGGGUUAUAAGGUUAUAAGACUAUAAGGUUAUAAGGUUAUAAGGCUAUAAGGUUAUAAGGUCAUAAGGCUAUAAGGUUAUAAGGUUAUAAGACUAUAAGGUUAUAAGGUUAUAAGGUUAUAAGGUUAUAAGACUAUAAGGUUAUAAGGUUAUAAGGUUAUAAGGUUAUAAGACUAUAAGGUUAUAAGGUUAUAAGACUAUAAGGUUAUAAGGUUAUAAGGUUAUAAGGUUAUAAGACUAGGGUUAUAAGGUUAUAAGACUAUAAGGUUAUAAGUUUAUAAGGUUAUAAGGUUAUAAGACUAGGGUUAUAAGGUUAUAAGACUAUAAGGUUAUAAGGUUAUAAGGCUAUAAGGUUAUAAGGUCAUAAGGCUAUAAGGUUAUAAGGCUAUAAGGUUAUAAGGUUAUAAGACUAUAAGGUUAUAAGGUUAUAAGGCUAUAAGGUUAUAAGGUUAUAAGACUAGGGUUAUAAGGUUAUAAGACUAUAAGGUUAUAAGGUUAUAAGGCUAUAAGGUUAUAAGGUUAUAAGGCUAUAAGGUUAUAAGGUUAUAAGGUUAUAAGGCUAUAGGGUUAUAAGACUAGGGUAUAAGGUUAUAAGGCUAUAAGGUUAUGAGGCUAUAGGGUUAUAAGACUAGGGUUAUAAGGUUAUAAAGCUAUAAGGUUACCAGGCUGUAAGGUUAAGGCAUAUAGGGCUGUCUGUAGGGUUUCUCCCAGUGAGAUGGCUGACUGCAGCAUGCAGGGUCGAGGGACUUUGAUGCCAGCGGGUGUUUUUUCUAUAUUUAUUAUGUAACCUUUAUUCAUCCAGGAAGUUCCAUUGAGGUCAAAAUACCUAUUUUACCUGGGGUGCUAAGGACGUGUUAAGGUGGGAGUGGGGCUUGGGACGGGCACAGAGAGCAGCUGGUACCAGUGGAUAGACCCAGUAGAGUACACAGUGCCUGGUAGAGGGAUGGUAGGGGUCGGGGUUUGUUGUGAGCAGCGCCUCCUGACAUACCGCUGGUCUAUGUUUGAACCAUGCAGAGGUGAUCAGUCCCUUACUGUGGUCAGGUGCUGAGAUACAAGAGAGGGAGCUGAGCCAACUCCCCAGACUAUCUCACACCAAAGAACAUAGAUCUGGAGCUGAUUACAGAGGCAGUGUCCCGAAUGGCACCCUAUUCCCUAUAUAGUGCACUUCUCUUGACCAGAGCCCUAUGUGUAGUAGAGCCCUAGUAGUGCACUAUAAAGGGAAUAGGUUGCCAUUUGGGAUGCACACUGAGUUUUCAUUUGAAACCUGAGAAAGUUUUUGGUUGAAGGCACCUGUAUCUUAUACCCUAAACACCAGUGUCUGUGACUGUCUGUAAUAGCAAUCAUGGACUGUAUGAUGCAUCACCCAAACACUUUCUACUAACUGUUGGUUGGGACAAUAGACUAGAAACCUGCUUUAUUAAUGACUGUGUAAUUCUCUGUAAUAUGCUGCAUAAGGACGUAAUGAGUGGGGUUGUGGUUGUGUCGUAUUUUGGUUCAUUGAACUCUUAAAUGUUAUCCGUGUAAUCAUUAUUAUGCAUGAAUAAGUAUGAACAAUGAACAUACAGAGAUGGUUUUGAAAGUUUGUAUCUGACUUGUGUCUGUCUCGUCCCCUUCCCUCAGCGAUCAUGGCUUUCCUGUUUGACCUGAAAGCCUUAGUAGACAUGAUGUCCAUUGGAACCCUCCUGGCCUACUCCCUCGUUGCUGCUUGUGUACUCAUUCUCAGGUGAGUGAUGGAUGGGAUACAUCCACAGGGCUCUUGCAGCUAUUAACCUAACUAUUAUGUUUCAUUUCUAUCUAUUUAAAAACGUAUGUUCUCCAGUGGGUUAGUUGGUGGGAGCAUGGUGCUGGCAACACCAACUUUGUGGGUGUGAUUCCUACAAAGGCCAAAUAUACUAAAUAGGUCAUUCUUGAAUUGCGUUGGCAUUUGCAUCCCUCAGCUUUGCAACCAUGAAAAACCCUUUAAAAUUACAAAUAGUUGCACAUUAUACAUGUUUUUGUCUAUACUGAACUGUUUAUUAAUGAUAAAACACAAUGUCAUUUAAAACUUUACCUUAAUGCAUCGUUUAAAGUACUAAGAGCAAGCAAAUUGGCUUGUCCCAGUAGUAAUGAGUGUUUUGGGGAUUUAAAGAUUUAUAUCUAACAUUUUGAAUGCUAGAAAGUAAACAAAAGUAUGUAUGAUAUUGCAUAGAUCAAUAAGAACAAAGGCUAUUCAAAUAUAUAUAUAUAUAUUACUUUUUUUUACAAAUAUAAUGUGUCUCUUAGUUUAAUGUCAUUGGUGUUACCGCCUUAAAAAUCACUCAUAACAAAGAUAUAAACAGACCUUGAGCAUUCUCUCCAGGGGCAAAUUGUUAUCAGUGGAAGGGUCUAUAUUAAAUAAAAUUAUUAGCCAAUCAAACACUUUUAGUAUGUCAUACAUUUUAGGAUUCCAUUGAUAAUUUGGUGUGUCUAAAUAAAAAGUGUCAUUGGUGUUACUCAAUUUAAAUGAAGGAAAAUCACAUUGUGAGCAACAUGUUUAAUCAUAUCACUUUAGUAAAUUAUUUUAAAGGGUUAAUUACCUUAGAUUUUAGCAAAAAUCCUCAAUUACCUAAAAUGUGUCAUUGGUGUUACCAUCAUUGGUGUUACUACUCCUACUGGUGGCACCAUGUUAUCAUAACGGUACAACUUAUUUAAAGUCAUUACACUGCCAUAUUAGUGGAUUUAGAAUGGGAAGAUGUACCCAAAUACUGUAAAUUUAAAUAAAUAAACAUCUAGAAUAAUUAACUUGUUUUUUUUCUCAAAAUGCCAUGCCCAAAUCCCAUCGCAAUUCAAGAACGGCUUGAAUAUGUGUGGUAACUGUAAGUCACUUCAGAUAAAAUCAUCUGCUAAUGCUAAAUAACCAUAUUAUUAUCAAUCCACCCUAAGACCUAUAGCGAGGCAGCUUGAUUCAGUAGGGUGAAGGAACUUGAUACAAUUGACACAGCCGAAGUGUAGGUAGCCGUGCUUGUUGGGAAAAUAAAGCAAAUAUCAUUACCCUGUUAGAGUAAUAUGCAGCUUGUGUUAUUGAAUCAGAGCUAUGAUGUAAUCGGUCUGAAUGCUUCCUUUGUGUGGAAGUAGUGAAAUUACUUCUUGAGUUCACGCUGAUGUUUACUCAACCUUUCGUUGCAUGCGACUCGAGAUUCAAGAAACACACCAUCCUGUUUAGAGUUGUAGGCUAUGAAGUUCAGAGGAAUGUCUUCCAGGGAAAUAACCCUUUGACUCCAAACAGAAACAGAACAGCGUGUUUCUUGGUCAACAUAACCUAAAUUCCUUUCGGAAGUAUUUUGGAAAAACAUCAAAAUUAUGACUGAGACAGAUUAAUCUUGUAGGUUUAGAAAGUUUGAGUAAAUAUCAGCAUGUACUCAGGAAGCCAUGUACCCAAGUAUCACACAGUGUCAGUGUCACAUGUUGACUCUAGGGGCCCACCGUGCAACACAGGGAGGGGAGAACAAAACAAUGCCCACCUGUAUGAUCAAAACAAUGCCCACCUGUAUGAUCAAAACAAUGCCCACCUGUAUGAUCAAAACAAUGCCCACCUGUAUGAUCAAAACAAUGCCCACCUGAAUGAACAAAACAAUGCCCACCUGAAUGAACAAAACAAUGCCCACCUGAAUGAACAAAACAAUUCCCACCUGAAUGAACAAAACAAUUCCCACCUGUAUGAUCUAAACAAUGCCCACCUGUAUGAUCAAAACAAUGCCCACCUGUAUGAUUAAAACAAUGCCCACCUGUAUGAUCAAAACAAUGCCUACCUGUAUGAUUAAAACAAUGCCUACCUGUAUGAUUAAAACAAUUCCCACCUGUAUGAUCAAAACAAUGCCUACCUUUAUGAUUAAAACAAUGCCUACCUGUAUGAUCUAAACAAUGCCCACCUGUAUGAUCAAAACAAUGCCCACCUGUAUGAUUAAAACAAUGCCCACCUGUAUGAUCAAAACAAUGCCUACCUAUAUGAUUAAAACAAUGCCUACCUGUAUGAUUAAAACAAUGCCCACCUGUAUGUUCAAAACAAUUUGUUUCACUGCUAUACCACCAAUCCAGUCUGUUCUAGUUUUUCUAGUUUUACUUCACCUAACGUAACCCAGAAUAAUACUUAAAUAACUCAUGGUCUUAUUUUGUUUAACUGGAGAGAAAAGAAACAUGUGGUGAUAUGCUGUUUCACAACUGAAAGGAACAUUAGUGGUUUGACAUGGUAUUUGGUGGGUUUGCUAUUAAGAUACAUGUUUUCAGGGGAGCAGUCUGGCUGGUUUACUUGGUUGUCAGACUGCUCCCCUGAUAUGUUCUACUGAAAGGGUGUUGUCGCUUAAAAACUUCUUAAAUGUAACUAAAUGUAAUCUAAAAUGUAAUCUACGUAAUCCCCAAAAGUAAUUAUUUAUCAUGAGGGGGCCAUAAACAAUAACUAGUAAUGCUGCAUACUCCAAGAAAUGUUAAAAUCUCAAGUACACAGUACAAUAUAUGAUAAAAAUAUGAAAAUAUUAAAUAUUUUAUAUUGUAUUCCCUAUUCAACAAAACUGAAUAGUAUGUGGACACCACUUCAAAUUAGUGGAUUCAGCAAUUUCAGCCACACCCGUUGCUGACAGGUGUAUACAAUUUAGCACACCGCCAUGCAAUCUCCAUAGACAAACGUUGGCAGUAGAAUGGCCUUACAGAAGAGCUCAGUGACUUUCAACGUGGCACCACUUUCAAUGUGGCACCUUUCCAACAAGUCAUUUCGUCAAAUUGCUGCCUUGCUAGAGCUACCCCGGUCAACUGUAAGUGCUGUUAUUGUGAAGUGGAAACGUCUAGGAGCAACAAUGGCUCAGCCGCUAAGUGGUAGGCCACAGAACGGGACCGCAGAGUGCUGAAGCGUGUAGUGCUUAAAGAUUGUCUGUCCUCGGGUGCAACACACACUACCGAGUUCCAAACUGCCUCUGGAAGCAACUUCAGCACAAGAACUGUUCGUCGGGAGCUUCAUGAAAUGGGUUUCCAUGGCCAAGUAGCCGCACACAAGCCUAAGAUCACCAUGCGCAAUGCCAAGCGUCGGCUGGAGUGGUGUAAAGCUCGCUGCCAUUGGACUCUGGAGCAGUGGAAACUGGUUCUCUGAAGUGAUUAAUCACGCUUCAUCAUCUUGCAGUCCGAUAGACGAAUCUGGGUUUGGCGGAUGCCAGGAGAACGCUACCUGCCCGAAUGCAUAGUGCCAACUGUAAAGUUUGGUGGAGGAGGAAUAAUGGUCUGGGGCUGUUUUUCAUGGUUCGGGCUAGGCCCCUUAGUUCCGGUGAAGGGGAAUCUUAACGCUACAGCAUACACUGACAUUCUAGACAAUUCUGUGCUUCCAACUUUGUGGCAACAGUUUGGGGAAGGCCCUUUCCUGUUUCAGCAUGACAAUGCCCCCGUGCACAAAGCGAGGUCCAUACAGAAAUGGUUUGUCGAGAUCGGUGUAGAAGAACUUGACUGGCCUGCACAGAGCUCUGACCUCAACUCCAUCGAACACCUUUGGGAUGAACUGGAACGCUGACUGCGAGCCAGGCCUAAUCGCCCAACAUCAGUGCCCGACCUCACUAAUGCUCAUGGCUGAAUGGAAGCAAGUCCCUGCAGCAAUGUUCCAACAUCUAGUGGAAAGCCUUCCCAGAAGAGUGGAGGCUGUUAUAGCAGCAAAGGGGGGACCAACUCCAUAUUAAUGCCCAUGAUUUUGGAAUGAGAUGUUUGACGAGCAGGUGUCCACAUACUUUUGGUGAUGUAGUGUAUUCAUAACUAACCCAAGAUAGUUCAUCUAUGACGUUUACAGUGGGAGCAAAUGAAGCAUAGAGGACAGAACAAGCAAGGAGGUGGGCAGAGCCAAGCAUGAGCUAGCGAGAUCCUAUUAGCGCGUUGUAGCAUGUAUUUGCAUAUUUCUGUUAGGGAAAGCCUCCACUGUGAAGUGUGCGUGGGCACAAACUCAACUCGACCUUGCACUCCUUCUAAACAACGCAAUUUUUUUAAAACUUUGGCAAAGCGUCAAGUCUAUAAAACGUAGUGUUCUGUGGUUGUAACAGAUUGUAGUUUUGGGAACAGAAAACAUUUAUUGAUAUCAGAUGUUUCAACGAUGAGAAAAUUACCAGAAUGUCGGACCAGUUUCACCUGGUUCCAUCCUAUCCCUCUACUGGUGACUGGACUUCCUCUCACUACCAUAUUUGGUGGUGAGAGAAUAUUCUCAGCUUUAUAGCCCCUGUGACGUGUCUGGGUUUCCCCUUCAGUCUGUGGACAUACUCCUGUGCCAGUGAGAAUCAGGGCUACCGCUCAAUGCAAGACAUUUCAAUCAACGGUGUCCACAGAUCAAUUUCUAAGCAAAAAUGUCAGUCGGAACCGGUACCAGAACCACACAGGUCCCCUAAACAGGGGACUUUACAUCUAAGAGGUUUAAUAGCAAACCCACCAAAUACGAUACCAAACCACUAAUGUUCCAGUCUUUCGGUUGUGAAACUAAAUAAGACAAAAUAAGUGUCUGUCGUUUUUUUCAGGUACCAGCCGGAUCUGCUCUAUGGAAAGCCAGGGUGUAACAGGGAGAAGGAUGGCCUGACAUCACCGGAAGGGGAGUCAGAGCUGACGGAGUCUGAGUCCCACAUCAACAUGCUGAAGGGAGGAGGUUCCACCCUGCAGACAGUGCUCAAACCUCCACUGGUACCCACCGAACAGUCCUCCUCUGUGGUCAACAUGGCGGUCUGCCUCUUAGGUUUGCAUUGCAUCACUGAUUUACUCUCAAACUCCAUGAUGGCCAUUUGAAAUGUCCACAAUGUUACAAUGUUGUUUGUAUCUGAUGUUGUCUCACCAGCAGUGGACAACUCAUUGCCUUAGAUAAUUAUUUAAGGCAGACUAGUGUCUUUGUGGUGAAGUCUGUGUAUUGUCUGUCCACAGUGUUGGUGGUGUGUGUGAUCAGUGCUCUGACCACCUACCAUGGAUAUGCCAUAAUUCGCAUGGAGACCUGGAUCCUGUGUUGUCUGGCCCUGUCCCUGGUGGUCUUCAUUGGCUGUGUGGUUCUCAUCUGUCAACAGCCUCAAACCAGCAGGAAGGUCUCCUUCAUGGUACCUACACAGAUGACCAUAUUUUUAGGCUGAAUCAGCCUACUGCACCAUGCAUGACCCCUCAGUUUUCAAAAAAUGAUGUACAAUGAUUUCAUACCAUGUCAGUUUCAGGCUCUCAGGUUGCAGUUGUAGGAUACAAUAAAGUGUGUUAGUGAUGGUUAGACUCUCUGUUGUCUGUUCCUACAGGUCCCACUCAUCCCAUUUCUCCCCAUCCUGAGUAUAUUUGUCAAUGUUUACCUCAUGGUCCAGCUGAGUGGAGACACCUGGAUACGCUUCUCCAUAUGGAUGGCUGUGGGUAGGUGCCAUCCAACAUCUCUGAAGCCUCAAACACAUUGAGGUGAAUCUAUUUAGAUGUCCAUCUGCUGGCUCGUCCCAGGCCUGCAGAUGGUCAACCCUUUUGUAACCAGGCCUCCUCGGUCUCCUGUCUUCCUGUCUUCUUCCCUCCAGGUUUCCUAAUCUACUUUGGCUACGGAAUGUGGCACAGUGUGGAGCGCCAGCGCAGGCUCCAGGACUCCCUCAGCAGCAGCGCCAAGCAGGAGGAGAAGAAGAAGACCAGCCAGUGUUAAAGAAAGACCAGGGAUCCACACAGACUCUAGAAGGUCACCUGGUGACCCCUGCCCCAGCCAGGACACAGACACGCUAUUCCUAGAUACACUACAGAUUUAGGAUCUUAAUUUGAUC